AUGGCUGCUGAAUUUGUUACCGCUGCUGCUGCCAACACGGUUGGGAACCUGGCAACAGGAUACGGAUCACUUUAUCUCAGUUACUUUUUCCGUUUUGGCAAAAUUGUCGAAGAUUUCAAGAUUCAGCGAAACAAAUUGGAAUUGAAAAAAGAUCGGCUAAAAAUUGACAUCGAUGAGGCCAAACGGCAAACAAAGGUAAUUGAGAAGGACGUUGAGGAGUGGUUAACAGAGGCAGAGAAAGAAUUGGGAGAAGCUCAGAGUUUGGAAGAUGAAAUAGAACGAAACAAGUGUUUCAAUUGGUGUCCUAGUUGGGGCUGGCGAUACUGCUUAAGUAUCAGAGUAGCGAAGAAGACACUUUGUAUCUCUAAACUUUUAGAGACUAGUAAUUUUCAACGAAUCGGCCAGCGUCCUCCUCUUCAAGGAAUAGAGUUCCUACUACCCAAGGAUCUCAUGCGUUCCGAAUCUUCAACGUUAGCUUUCAACGGGAUCAUGAAGGCUUUGAAAAGCGAUGGUGUGAACAUGAUUGGAUUGUACGGAAUGCCAGGAGUGGGUAAAACAACUUUGGCGGAAGUAGCAGGGAAGCAAGCUAUGGAACAAAAGCUCUUUGAUAAAGUAAUGAUUGUUAGGGAGGUGUCCCAAAAAGCAGACAUCAACAUUCGAGAAAGGAUUGCAGAACUCUUUGGUUUAGAAUUUAAUGCAAGUACAGAAGAAGGAAAAGCAAAAGAGUUAUGGCGGAGAUUAAAAGGCCAGAAGAAGAUUCUCAUUAUUCUCGAUGAUGUUUGGAAAGAACUUGAAUUGCGAAAUAUAGGAAUUCCAUUCGGUGGUGAACACGAGGGUUGCAAAAUUCUUCUAACUACACGUCUUCAACAAGUCUGCAGUCAAAUGGAUUGUCAAGAGGAAUUUAAACUGAACAUUCAAUCUGAUGAUGAAGCAUGGGCUUUAUUCCAAGAUGAAGCUGGUGUAGAAGAUGACUCUCCCACCUUGAAUGUAGCCAAGGAAGUUGCUCGUGAAUGCAACGGUUUGCCUCUUGCAAUUGUAACUGCGGCAAAAGCUCUAAAAGGUAAAGAACUAAAUGGGUGGAUGGUAGCAAAUCAACAACUCAAAGACUCAAGAUAUUCAAAUAAUGAAGAUGUUUUCAGGGGUAUCUAUGCAUGCCUAGAGCUUAGUUAUCAUUAUUUGGAUCAAGAUAGUAUCAAGCAAUGUUUCUUGUUGUGUUCCCUUUUUCCAGAAGAUUAUGAGAUUAGUAUUGAGUUGUUGAUUAUGUUUGGAAUUGGUCAGGGAUUGUUCAAUAAUAAUUACGUCAUUGAAGACUUAAGGAAGGAAAUUUGUCAAGCACUAUUAAAACUGCAACAGUCGGGUUUGUUAUUGGAAACUGAUGAUAAAAAAUUUGUAAAGAUGCAUAAUGUGGUUCGCAAAUUUGCUCAUUGGAUAACAUUGAGGGGGGAAAAUAUGUUCAUGAUAAAAAAUGGAUUGAGGGAAUGGCCUUCGAAUGGAAGUUUUAGUUGUUAUACGGCAAUCUCUCUAUGGAACAAUGAGAUAGUUAAUUUUCCUGAGAAUAUGGAAUUUUCAAAACUCAAGACUUUGCUUUUGGCAGAAAAGCAGUCAUUGCAAGUUUCGAGAAAGUUUUUUGAUGGAAUGAAAACUCUCCAAGUUUUAUUUCUCCAAGAUGUCAUAUUGUCGUUGGAAGCACUUCAAUUCUUGACAAAACUACGAACUCUAUGCUUUAUAGAUUGCAAGCUCGAGAACAUCUCAUCAUUGAGAAAUAUGAAAAACCUUGAGAUCUUUGCAUUGUUAAAUACUAAUAUUCAUGAGCUACCUGAAGAAUUAGUGGAAUUGCAUGGACUCAAAUCACUGUAUUUUUCUUGCAUUGGACCCAGCAAUGUCUCCCCUAACUUGAUUUCAAGGUUAACGUCACUCCAAGAGCUACACGUGACAAAUGAAAACAAUGUUAACUUAUUGGAGCCGAAAUCAUUGUCUCGUUGGACUGCAUUAACACUGAGAGUUUCUACUGAUCAAUAUUUCGAAGAAAACUGUGUGUUCCCCGAACUACGAAGCUACAAUAUAGUUGUAGAAUUUGAAAAUAUGGAGGGGCUGACCUCGGGAACCUUGAGAAUUAGCGAGCUGUUUUGCAAUGUGAAAAGUCUUACUCUGACGGAUAUCAACAUGGAACGCAAAAAUAGCUACUCACGUUGCCUUGCUCAAAGUGUGAUGCAUCUAGAACAACUCAAGAUAUCUACAUACAGUAAAUUAGAACACGUCUUUGCGUUUGCCAAAGAAAUGGUUGAGCAAGAGGUACCUCUUCUCUCUCCAUUUUUCCUUCAAUAA
Messenger RNA from Theobroma cacao (cacao), 2325 nucleotides. The record is from RefSeq and is a predicted model, not a curated record. NCBI's taxonomy places the organism in Eukaryota, Viridiplantae, Streptophyta, Magnoliopsida, Malvales, Malvaceae.